ACUCAACCAUGAUCCAUCCAAAGAAGCUUGCUCAGCUGGCCAAGAAGUGCCAGCGGAUGUUGUCAGCCGGAGCCGGUGCCCACCGUCGGCAUGCUUCAGACAUGGCCGCCGACGAGUGCUGCAGCACAGUGUCAUCUGUGGUUGCCGAUGAGGGCCAUUGCGUGAUGUACACCGCCGAUGGAACCCGGUUCGAGGUCCCUCUGGCGUACCUCGGGACGACGGUCUUCGCCGAGCUCUUAAGGAUGUCUGCGGAGGAGUUUGGCUUCGCGAGCGGCAGUGACGGAGGCAGGAUCAUGCUGCCCUGUGAUGCCAGUGUGAUGGAAUAUGUCUUGUGCCUGGUCAGGAGAGAGGCUUCUGAGGAGGUCGAGAGGGCAUUCUUGAGCUCCAUUGUUGGGCACUGCCACAGCUACAAUGCUAGCUGCAUGGCACCAUCAGUAGGACUCGGCCAUCAAUUUGCUCUUUGUUCUUAGCUACUAGCUUAGCUUCUGAAAUAUUUUUAGUUAGGACUAAGAGGAGCUCUUUAGAGCCUCAUGUAAGAUUCAAUGAUCACAGUAAAUGAUAUAAAGAGACAAUUUUCUGGGAGAAA
Aegilops tauschii subsp. strangulata is the source of this 586-nucleotide messenger RNA. RefSeq names its product auxin-responsive protein SAUR36. Lineage: Eukaryota; Viridiplantae; Streptophyta; Magnoliopsida; Poales; Poaceae. Gene Ontology annotation, biological process: response to auxin. The record is from RefSeq and is a predicted model, not a curated record.